AUGGCCAACCGUGUGCACCGAAUCACUAUGUUCAAGCUGCCUAGCAAGGACGAGCAGGCCAAGCUUCUGGACCAGUACCAUAAGCUCAAUGCCUCUCAGCAAAAGGACGGCAAGCCCUAUAUCCUCUCCAUGGUUGUUGGUGCCGCCGAUGAGGAUGCUCGGUCUCAGGGAUACACCUUUGUCUCCAAGACCGAGUUCGCUAGCAUGGAGGACAUGAAGUAUUAUGACGAGGGUUGCCAGGCUCACCA
Molecule: messenger RNA, 248 nt
Organism: Fusarium tjaetaba
Lineage: Eukaryota; Fungi; Ascomycota; Sordariomycetes; Hypocreales; Nectriaceae
Product: stress responsive A B barrel domain protein
Exons: 2
Source: RefSeq, a predicted model, not a curated record